UCUCUCUCUCUGACACUACUCCAAGUACAAAAAGCAGUAACAAAUAGAUUUGAUUUACUAUGUUUUGGUAAUACAGUUGUGUAUGUUCUUCUCACUGACUACCUUGAAAUGAGAUUAGAAUGAUACUAGUUUGAAUUUCUUGUUAUUAUUUGACACUCUCAAAAUGUUCUCUCUCUGUUCAUCCUUUUUUAGUGUCCCUCCAAACAUGAAUUCCUUUUUCAUCAUCAUUUGAUUUGACAUCGUUUCCACAUCAUCUUUCUUUCUUAAAUUCACUUCAUUACAACACACUCUCCUUCAUCUUUAUCUUCCUUUCUUUUAUAUUCUCUAUUUGGUUUGAAGAACCAACCACAAAACUGAAAAUUUGUUCAUGGAAAUUGAUCUGAAUGAUUCAGUAACUGAGAUUGAGAAGAAGAAGAAGAAGACAAAUAAUGUAUCUUGCAACGAGGGCUGUGACAAAAGUGUCUGUGUUUGCACUUUGUCUUCUUCUUCUUCUUCACCAACAUGUUCAACAUCUUCAUGUUCCUCUUCAGCUAUUGUUUCCUCUUCUUAUGUUGAACUAUGGCAUGCUUGUGCUGGUACUCUAACUUCACUUCCAAACAAAGGGAAUGUUGUUGUUUAUUUCCCACAGGGUCAUUUGGAACAACUUUCAUCUUUCUCUCCUUUUUCUUCAUUGGAGAUGCCAACCUAUGAUCUUCAUCCACAAAUCUUUUGUAGGGUUGUCAAUGUUCAAUUACUUGCUAAUAAGGAGAAUGAUGAGGUUUACACACAGGUUACUUUGCUUCCUCAGGCAGAGUUAGCAGGGAUGUUUUUGGAUGGCAAAGAGGCUGAAGGGUUGGAAGAGCAUGAAGAGGGAAAUGGAAAACAACCUACAAAGUCAGCCUCUCACAUGUUUUGUAAGACACUCACUGCCUCUGAUACAAGCACUCAUGGAGGGUUUUCGGUUCCUCGUAGAGCUGCUGAAGACUGUUUUCCUCCUUUGGAUUAUAACCAGCAAAGACCCUCUCAAGAGCUUGUUGCAAAAGACCUGCAUGGCAUGGUGUGGAAAUUUCGCCAUAUUUACAGAGGUCAGCCAAAGAGGCAUCUUCUCACUACUGGCUGGAGUAUUUUUGUUAGCCAAAAGAAUCUUGUUUCUGGGGAUGCAGUGCUCUUUCUAAGGGGUGAAAAUGGAGAGUUAAGAUUGGGAAUCAGAAGAGCUGCUCGACCGAGAAAUGGUCUUCCUGAAUCAAUUGUUGGAAACAAGAGUUGUUAUCCUAGUUUCCUUUCUUCUGUGGCUAAUGCUAUCUCUGCAAAAAGCAUGUUUCAUGUUUUCUACAGUCCAAGAGCAAGUAAUGCUGAUUUUGUUGUGCCAUACCAAAAGUUCGUUAAAAGCAUAAGGAAUCCAGUGACCAUAGGGACAAGAUUCAAAAUGAAAUUUGAAAUGGAUGAAUCUCCAGAAAGGUAUGGUGGUGGUAUAGUGACUGGAAUGAGUGAUUUGGAUCCCUAUAAAUGGCCCAAGUCAAAAUGGCGAUGCUUGAUGGUCAGAUGGGAUGAAGAUAUUGAGACUAAACAUCAAGAUAGAGUCUCUCCAUGGGAGAUUGAUCCUUCUACUUCUCUCCCUCCGUUGAACAUUCAAUCUUCCCGAAGGCUGAAGAAACUGCGGACGGGUCUGCAAGCUGACUCACCCGGUCACCUUAUCACUGUGGUGGCAGCAGACGACAGAGGGUUUAUGGACUUUGACGAGUCUGUAAGAUCACCCAAGGUCUUGCAAGGUCAAGAAAAAACAGGUUUUAUGUCACUAUAUUAUGGAUGUGACACAAUAACUAAGCAGAAAGAAUUUGAUAUCAAUUCUCUAAGCCACACUAAUCAAUUUGAUAUCAAUUCACUAAGCCAUACUAAUCUUGUAUCAACUGGAGCAAGAAAGAUUACUUCUUCCGAGUUUACGAGACUCCGCCCUUCUAGUUAUGCAGGCUUCACAGAAACUAACAGGUUUCCGAGGGUCUUGCAAGGUCAAGAAAUAUGUCCAUUGAGUUCCCUGACAGGAAAGGUUGAUCUAAACCUUAAUGCUUGGGGUAAAACCAAUGUCAGCUACACAAAUUACAACUUGGAUCAAACAACCAGACCUAACUUUCACUCGUUAGGACAACAAAUUCUUCAUAAUGCCUAUUUACCUUAUGGUGAUAUACGCAAAGCUUGUCAAGGUAGCAGCAUGUUGUGUUCCAGACCAACCAAUUUCCAGCUAGAGAAUCUCCCAUUUAGUACUUCUUCAGCUCAGAAGAUAGGUACCAUGAGAAAUGAAGUUGGACUGUCGAGUCUCACAAUCCCGAAUGAGAAGAAUUUGCAGGACAAUAUUUCAGGUGCUACUUCUCUAGGGGAAAAAAUGAGGAUUUCAAAUGAUGAAAAUUUCAAGGAGAAGAAGGUAAAUGCUUGUAAACUAUUUGGAUUUUUCUUGUCCGGGGAAACCACAUCGCAAAAUCUACCAAACUCUGCUAAAAGAAGUUGCACAAAGGUUCACAAGCAAGGUAGCUUAGUUGGAAGAGCAAUUGAUCUCUCAAGAUUGAGCAGCUACAAUGAUCUGAUGAGUGAACUAGAGAGACUAUUUGGCAUGGAAGGUCUUCUAAGAGAUCCUACUAAGGAAUGGAGAGUCCUCUACACUGACAGUGAAAAUGACAUUAUGGUUGUUGGGGAUGACCCAUGGCAUGAGUUCUGUGAAAUGGUAUCAAAAAUUCAUAUUUAUACACAAGAAGAAGUGGAGAAGAUGACAAUUGGGAUGAUGAAUGAUGAUAACCAAAGCUGUUUGGAACAAACACCACUGAUUAUGGAAGCUUCAAAAUCUUCCUCGGUGUGUCAACCAGAUUGUUCUCCAACAGUAGUUAGAAUCUAGUUGCUAUGUUGGCACUGAUUUUAUGUAAUAUAAAUCAGUACUAUUUGCAUAUUUGUCGUAUGAUUGAUUAUUACUAUCUUUGAGCUGUGUCAAAAAAUUUGCUGUCUUGAAGUAGUUAUAAGCCCAACAAGGGAAAAAAAUCUUCAGGGCUAAGGGGGGAAAAAGUGUUUUACAGUGGCACCAUAGUGAUAAAUCAUGAUUGCUUAAAGUUGAAUUAUUCCUAACGUGAAAAAAAGUGUUAGUCUUGUCAGCCAAUAAAACCAAAGGAUAGAGUAGCCCAUGUAAAUACAAUUCAGAUGUUAUGAAUUUGACAUGUUUGGAAUGCAGAUUUGAAUUUGCAAUA
Cicer arietinum (chickpea) is the source of this 3203-nucleotide messenger RNA. The record is from RefSeq and is a predicted model, not a curated record. NCBI's taxonomy places the organism in Eukaryota, Viridiplantae, Streptophyta, Magnoliopsida, Fabales, Fabaceae.